ACCGGCACCGGGACCACCGGGAGCGGCACCGGGAGCGAGGAGGCGGCCGCGGCGGGGGCCGCGCCGCGCCAUGGCCCAGCAGCAGAUGAGCAGCUCGCAGAAGGCGCUGAUGCUGGAGCUGAAGUCGCUGCAGGAGGAGCCGGUCGAGGGCUUCCGCAUCACCCUGGUCGAUGAGUCCGACCUCUACAACUGGGAGGUGGCGAUCUUCGGGCCCCCCAACACACUCUACGAGGGCGGGUACUUCAAGGCUCACAUUAAAUUUCCUAUUGACUAUCCAUAUUCACCACCUACCUUCAGAUUCCUGACCAAAAUGUGGCACCCCAACAUUUAUGAGAAUGGAGAUGUAUGUAUUUCAAUUCUUCACCCACCUGUAGAUGACCCACAAAGUGGAGAGCUGCCAUCAGAAAGGUGGAACCCUACCCAAAAUGUCAGGACUAUCUUACUGAGUGUAAUCUCUUUGCUUAACGAGCCCAACACAUUCUCCCCAGCCAAUGUGGAUGCAUCAGUCAUGUUCAGGAAAUGGAGGGACAGUAAAGGAAAAGACAAGGAGUACGCCGAAAUCAUAAGGAAACAGGUUUUGGCUACCAAAGCUGAGGCAGAGAAGGAUGGUGUGAAGGUCCCCACUACACUGGCAGAGUACUGCAUCAAAACUAAAGUGCCUUCCAAUGACAACAGUUCAGAUUUGCUUUACGACGACUUGUACGAUGACGACAUUGACGAUGAGGAUGAGGAAGAGGAGGAUGCCGACUGUUACGAUGAUGAUGAUUCUGGCAACGAGGAGUCGUGACCUGCUCCCUCUAUGCCCCUGUACUGCCCUGCCGACUCAGGCCAGAAGGGAGCAGCGGUAACCUAGCAGCAGUCCAGCAAAAAAGUGGGGGGGGAGGGGGGGGUGUCAAAAAAAACAAAACAAAAAAAAAACCCAACACAAAACUUUGUCUCCUGCUGUCUCCUGUUGUAUGGAUCUGUUCGCUCCUUUUUUAUGGACCUCUUAGAGACCCUCCACAGAAUGUCUGAAUUCUUGCAUUCUUAACCCUUUCAUCACUGUAUUACAAUUUCUUUUUAAAAAAGAAACUCCCCUUUUCACUUCUCUACGAAAUGCUCACAGCAAAACAGGUUUGCUUGUGUUUAGAUUCUUGAAUUAAAUACAGUCUUGCGUUGAGAUGUUUAAUGCAUUUAAAGCUGGAACAAACCCAUUGGAAGCCGUGUUUUUGGGAGCUCAAAGUGCUGCAUUUAUUGGGAAGAAAAAAAAAAAAAUCCCCAAAAAGCAAAUUGCCAAGGUUUAGCUGCUCCAUUUACAAUAAUAGCGUGUGUACAUUCGUUUAGCCUCGUGGUGGUGGCUUUUCCUUUAUAAGGUGUGGGGCGGAGAGUGUAAAGCUACUGUGUGUUGAGCUUGAAUGGGAUGUCACUGAAAGGUACAGUAUUCCUUUCCUGCCUGCUAAGUUAGGAAAUAGCUGGCCCCUGGAGCCCCAGAGGGCAAAAUCAGUUUUGUCUCUGGAAAAGGCUUGUGAUAUGAACCCUAAAAUAAACACUUAACACUUCACAUCUGUACAACUGAGCCCUGGGUUGCUAUUUUUUUUUAAAUUUUUUUCAGACUAGGACAGGGUUGAAAAAGUUGAGUUUAGCUGUUCUGCUGAGAUCUGCUGCCAGCUGUCUCUCUCUGAAGGGACGGGAGCAGAUGUGCAUCCUGCUGCCCAGAGGGCCACCAUUCCUGCUGGACUUAUUUUUGGCAGUGGGACUGACCAGCAGCCUCCUGCCCUGUGCUGGCUGGCACUUCUUGCUCCCUGCAGCCCCAGCCCUGUGCAUCAGGAGCUGCCUUCUGUCACUUGUGUGGCUCACCUGUGGGCAGGUGUGGCUCUGCACGGCUGAGCUUAAGAACAUUUGACAUGCACUUGCUUAGAGGUAGGUUUAUCUACACAGAAAAGGUAAUUGACUAUAUGGGAAAUAAAAAUGUUUGAUUUCAAAAAAGACAAUCUAAGUGAUACAAUGUGAGAGCCUAGCUCCCUGAAUAUAUCUGGAAUUCUGCCCACCUUUCAUAGGCAUUGACUUGCAUUAUAAUUCUCUUUGUAAACAUGGAAGCUGAAGUUAUAGAUUGAGGUUUCAACUACACACAGAAGAGCUCAUAAACGAGGGGGAUUCUGUUUGUUCUCCUCCAGCACUUGCAUUUUUAAGGAAACAAGUUCUUUACUGUGGUUUCUCAGCAGAGUGGUAAGAGAUAGCAAAGACUAGAUUUUUUGGGUUGGUUAUUUUUUUUUUUAAGAGAAGUACUUUGCAUGCACUUCCCAGAGGAAUUCAGAGAAGAGCCUGCAAGGCUGUCGGAGUUUGGAACUCACUUUGGUGCCCGUGGGAUGUCCGGGCUGUCUGUGCUGCAGGGCAGAAGUGGGCAGUGCUGGGCUCUUCCCCUGCCCAGCUCCCUGGGGUUCAGAGGUGUGUGCAGCCCCACAGCAGAGCAGGCCAGCAGCAGGUUUUGACAGGCUCUUCAGCAGUGUGCUUCAGCUGGUGCCCCGAGCUUAGCCUCCCGCAUGUUUUUGGAAGCCCUUGGCAGAGCUUAGGGCGCUCUGUCUUGGGCAGGGGGAUCCUGCAUGCUCCUGUCUGAGAACUCUCUUCCUCAGACCCUCAGCCCUCCCCCCGUUGCAGCGUGCUUGUGUUUGGCUGUGGUGCAGUGCCCCGCGUUCCCCUUUCUGAUGAUCCCUGGAUCGGCAGCUGGGCCUGGCAGCCCCGGGAGCAGAUUGGAGGUGCUGGCCCUGCUUGGGCGAAACUCUCGAUCCCCGCAGGUACAGAGGCAUCACCCUGACCAGAGGCUGCGCCUCCCCUCCGUGUAUCUCAGGGUUUUCCAUGGUACGUCACCAGCUGCAGGUCCCUCGGGGGUGCUGGGGUGGGAACAGGCUUUGUUCUGGAUCCGCUCCGUGGCUGCGUCCCGGUGCGACAUUGAGCAAAAGUUCCGAGUGCGCUGCCCGGACGGAGAGGAGAAGAGAGCAGACGAGAGGAGAGGAAAGCCCUCGGGGCUCCGCAUGAAGUGAACAAGGCAGAUGUUUCCAAGAUGUUGCUUUGCUGGGGUUUGGAGGGACAGUCCCUGCCCCGGCACUGCAUCCCUCCGCCCACAGGCAGUGAAGGCUGCCCGAGUGGCGAUUCCUUGUGCCCAUCGCUCCCUCGGUCUCCUGCCUUCCUGCUUGCCUGUUACCUGGGAAGGCAGCUCCACCCUCCUGAGGUGUCAGCCUUCUUCCAGCAAGGACUGACUCAGCCCCAGGUGUUUUUUGGGGCCUGCAGCGGGGCUCCCCUGCGUCUAGUGAUAGGGUGGGGCACCCCCAGCUUCACACCAGCCCUGCGAGGGCAGCGCCAGGGUUGGCAAAUGGGCCCCUGGUGCUCCCGGCUGCAGGACUGGACUCGGGGCCAUGCCAGGGCAGGGAGGCACCAGCCUCCAACUUUCAGGUGGCUGGGGGGGGUGAAGGACCAGAAUGUGGCAACGCUGACUUUGCUGAUGACUUGGUUGGAAAUGAGGAUACUGCAUCUUUCAGGAUUUCCCUUGUACUUUUGACCGUCUUCACUGUAUACUCUCCAGUGACUUGUAUUUCCAAGCUUGGUGUUGUAAAAGAUGCAUUAUUAUGACUCUUCUGUUACCCUUUUUUAACGACAAAAAAGCAACCUCUUUUGAGAGCUCUGACGUUGGUUAACCAGACUAAUUUCUCUUCCCCGCUGUCCUGUGCAGUGUCAUUGCUUGUUGACUUGCUGGUUUCCUUUUUUUCAGAUACAACUGAAGUAUGAGGGGAUUUUUUUGAAACUAUUUAAGAGAUUGCAGAAAAAUGUUUACCUGCUUUGUGUAUUCUGGUUUUUUCUUAGUCCCUUUUCUCCUGUUUCAGUCAAUAUUAGCGUUUACAUUUGCAACUACAUGUCCCUUCAAAUGCAGUUUUCAACCAUUCUGAAACCAGCAGGGUACACUAGAUUUCUUAGUAGUUUUCUUAGCUGAACUCCCAGAUCUUUUCCUUUUUUUUCUUCAGUAUAAUUUACCAGAAAGAAUUAACUGAUGCAUUUUUGUGUUGUCUUCUUCUUCAGUAGUUAUAUUUUGUCUUUUCUGCACAUCUGUCUACUAAUAAAAAUGUGAAAUGAAAA
Messenger RNA from Pseudopodoces humilis (Tibetan ground-tit), 4104 nucleotides. RefSeq names its product ubiquitin-conjugating enzyme E2 R2. NCBI's taxonomy places the organism in Eukaryota, Metazoa, Chordata, Aves, Passeriformes, Paridae. The record is from RefSeq and is a predicted model, not a curated record.